Messenger RNA from Pygoscelis adeliae (Adelie penguin), 790 nucleotides. RefSeq lists its product as uncharacterized. Lineage: Eukaryota; Metazoa; Chordata; Aves; Sphenisciformes; Spheniscidae. The record is from RefSeq and is a predicted model, not a curated record. The coding region runs from base 93 to 695 and encodes 200 amino acids. The transcript has 3 exons.
GUCCCCACACAGGCCCCACCGUUGGGGGGGGUGCCCUCCCGGGCCCAUAGGUGAGGUGGGGGUCGCCCCGCAUGGCCCAGGGGUGAUGCGGGAUGCCCCAGCCCCCAGCAGGACCCAGCCCAGCUGCCUGUCCUGUCCGGCAAGAGCCUUCCCAGGGCCUGGGACAGCACUGGGGAAACUGGUGGGCGAGGGAGCCCCCGGCUCUCUCCCUGCUUCCUCCUGUAUUGCACCCAGCGAAAGAGGCCGCCUCCGAGUUCAUGCAUAAAAGAUCAAUGGAAAUGGUGUCGCCUGCUGAAGAUCGAUCCGCUGGCAGAAGGUGCAGUCGGAGGUCUGGAGCUGGGCGUAGAGAAGGGCCUCCUGGGACUCCAAGAGGGGGGAAAAAAAAAAAACCUCCAGUAAACGUCAAAAGCUCUGAAAAAUCGCCUCAUGAGUCGUCUUGCGCCGUGCGGCCCCGAAAUGGAAACCUGGAAAAGUCGAGGCAGUUUCUGGAUGCCUGGCUGCGUGCCAGCGGACUUUGCUUCCCACGCCGGGCGCUUCUGAAAGGCAAAGGGAGACGGUCUGCAAAGAGCCUGGCGCGCCAUCAACACGCGGAACGGAUAAAAGCGUCAAUGGCCGAGUCUGUGUUUUUGGGUGAGCGAAGGGCCCACGCUGAAAGUCCUUAUUUACACAACACGGGAUUAUUUAACCCUGAUUAGAAGCGGAGCUGGCUGGGAUAAUACCUGUUGUUUGCUACUUAAAGUAGCAAAAAUUAAAUAGUAGCAAAAAUAAAGUGGCAGUAAAAAUUCAGCUG